AUGGAGUCUCCAUUGCCUGCAACCAACUUCACAACUUUCACCAGUUUCACCAUGAAACCAAACACUACUAACACGACACAAGAUCAUUGUGAACUCCCAGCUAAUGAGGUUUUUAUAUUUGCAUAUUCACUACUGUUUCUCGUCAGUCUGGUGCUGAACUGCAUCACCAUGCGGGUGUAUUUCUGCACCAAUCAGCAUGUCCAGUCCAGUGUAACAGUCUACAUGAAGAACCUGGUUGCAGCUGACUUUUUCCUUUGCCUUUGUUUACCUUUGCGCAUUGCUGCCUACGCCAAUAAUUCAGAGAUAAUGGGCAAUAUUUACUGCAGCUUUGGAGCAACAGCAUUCUAUAUAAACAUGUAUGCAAGCAUUCUCUUCAUGGACUUUAUUGCUGCAAACAGGUACCUAAAGAUUGUCCGGCCAGUGGAGACUCAUGCUCUACAGACAGUUCGUACUGCCCACUACAUUUCUGCAGUGACAUGGCUGUGCUUGUUAGCCAUGGCUUCCAUCUACUUAAUCCUUUUUCUCCAGAACUCCUGGGGUCAAAUGCCUGAUGCUUUUACCUGUGAAUCCCGGCACAGUUCCCAGCUCAGUGUGACCUACAAAAUCAUCCACUGUGUGACCUUUGUGGGCUUCAUUUUUGUCCUGGGAUCUCUGAUUCUUCUAUACUGGAAGACUCACCAAAAGCUCAGACAAGUUCAAUCCUCUUCACAGAAGCCCAGCCAUUCUACAACCUGAAGGAGCUCACCAUCGUGCUUGCAGCACUAAACGCCUCCU
Molecule: messenger RNA, 774 nt
Organism: Sinocyclocheilus rhinocerous
Lineage: Eukaryota; Metazoa; Chordata; Actinopteri; Cypriniformes; Cyprinidae
Product: probable G-protein coupled receptor 34
Exons: 3
Coding region: 1-735 (244 amino acids)
Biological process (GO): G protein-coupled receptor signaling pathway
Cellular component (GO): membrane
Molecular function (GO): G protein-coupled purinergic nucleotide receptor activity
Source: RefSeq, a predicted model, not a curated record